AUCCUGGAUUUGAGCAGUUUAAAAUGGCAGAAAAGCUACAUGGAAACUGGGUCAAGUUGCACUUGGAAGAAAACAAUUCAGAUGUUCUGCUUGGCCUGGGCACCAAGGUGCUCAGGCAGUACCUGGGUGCACUGAAGACCUUGAGUCUGUCCCUGAGCACACAAGUGGCCCAGUAUGACAUCUACUCGAUGGUAGUGGGGACAGUUGUGGUUUUGGAGGUCCUUACCCUGCUUCUCCUCAGCACCCCACAGGUGCUGCACAGAAGAACCGAGCUGGAUGUCGCUCUGUCAUCUCCUGUGUUUUCUCUGCUCUUUUAUCUGAUAUUCCUGGUUCUUUCGGCCAUUCACGUCGUAGUUUGCACCUCAGCUGAGAACUCGUGUUACCUCUGCAGCCUCCCCUGGCUGGCAGCAGUGGGAGUGAUAGUGCUAGUUUCCAUGCUGCUCUGUGCAAUCAUGUUUGCUCUUGCCAGGACUGUCCUUGAUGGUGCUCUGCUGAGGAAG
Messenger RNA from Dipodomys ordii (Ord's kangaroo rat), 500 nucleotides. RefSeq names its product GPI ethanolamine phosphate transferase 2-like. The record is from RefSeq and is a predicted model, not a curated record. The transcript has 2 exons. NCBI's taxonomy places the organism in Eukaryota, Metazoa, Chordata, Mammalia, Rodentia, Heteromyidae. The annotation marks the transcript as partial.